AUGUAUUACGACGAGCGCCAUCAAUACAACGGUGAACGCUACUAUCCGAGGCAGGAUCCGUUUGAUUCUCCACCGAGAAUUACCCAUAUUCAUACUACUGUUCACCCAUAUGGUGGACCCACCAGAGAUAUGGACAUCGCUAAGACCUUUGACCAUGAGCCUUUCAGGCACACGGACCCAAAGUACAAAUGCCUAUGCAAUAAGAUGCAUGUGAAGCAAGGAUGCAAAUGUAUACUAGCAUUUUUGAUCAUUGUAGCUAUCAUCGCUGCUCUUCUCUUGAUCCUCAACUGGAACAUCGGAACCUGGACCACCCUUAUCAUCCACGCUAUCCUCCUUCUCGGUAUUAUUGCUUGUGCAUUCGCUUUGGUUCUUGCCAUGAAAACUGAAAAAGAGAAACUAUUGCUGCCAGUCGCUGGAAUUGCUAUUCUCGGAGCCAUCAUCUCAAUUGUCUUCCUGGUCUUCACCAUCUGGUCCCUUAUCGAUCCAAGUGGAGCUACUGGACAACUCGUGAACAACUUUGUUGUCAGCCAGAAUGCUUCGCAUACAGAUGAUCAAGGACUACACGAGAACCGUGAAGAAAUCGAGACGAUAUCCGCCAUCACUCUUGUUAUUGCUUUGGCCGCACUGGCUGCCAGUCUAUGGGUGGCAUUUGUUGUUUACAAAUACUACAUGUACCUGAAGGACAUGAAAUUUGCGAGAGUUCCAAAAAAUCAGGUUCACAUUGAAAUCACCGACUUGAAGAAGGGAAUCAACCAAUAA
This is a messenger RNA of Caenorhabditis remanei, 759 nucleotides long. RefSeq lists its product as uncharacterized. The transcript is spliced from 7 exons. The record is from RefSeq and is a predicted model, not a curated record. Lineage: Eukaryota; Metazoa; Nematoda; Chromadorea; Rhabditida; Rhabditidae. The coding region runs from base 1 to 759 and encodes 252 amino acids.